ACUUCAAUCGCAAUAAUGGUCGCCGCAGCAGCAGUCUUACUACCUUUAUACAUGUGGCCGACAGGCCCAUCUGGCGAAAGCACAUGGCAACCCGUUCUCGACAGCGCUGCAGCAUACCCAUCGCUCCAAUUCACCGUCAUCGUCAACCCAAACAGUGGACCCGGCGACUGGCCCAAUCCCGACUAUGCAGCCGCCAUCGCGCAACUUAAUGCGCUCUCCAACGUCCAGACCGUCGGCUAUGUCGACACUGCGCAAGUGAAUCAGCCGGAUGGCCCUUACACCAUCGAGAGAAUUGGAAAUGACAUCUCCACCUACGCAUCCCGCAGUGCAAACGAACCCAACGUCGCGCUGCAAGGUGUUUUCUUUGACGACGUAAGCAAUGUAUACAGCGACAGUGUAGAGCUCCUCCUAGAGGAAGCCGUCAACCAGACCAAAGCCUCUGAGGGAUUCGGGAACACACGAACGACAAUCAUCAACCCCGGUACUCGGCCUAACUUCAUGACCCCCAACGUCGACAUAUCACUCACGUUUGAGAGCACCUGGGAGCAAUAUCGAAGCCUAGAUUCGCGCGCAUGGCUCGCCGGAAACCCUUACGACCGCGACCACACUGCGUACGUUGUCUUUGGUGCGCCUCCGGGCGAUGUGGCUAGCAUCACGACCCAAUUGAGGGCAAAUGCGUCGUACAUCUAUGUCACUGAUACUCUCGAUGACCCUUACAAGUCGUUUGGGUCGACUUGGGAGACGUUCAUCGCUGCUAUGGCGGCGGAGUAGGGGAACAGACACGGAUGAUGCAGCGGUG
Messenger RNA from Paraphaeosphaeria sporulosa, 799 nucleotides. RefSeq lists its product as uncharacterized. Bases 16 to 771 code for a protein of 251 amino acids. Lineage: Eukaryota; Fungi; Ascomycota; Dothideomycetes; Pleosporales; Didymosphaeriaceae. The transcript is spliced from 2 exons. The record is from RefSeq and is a predicted model, not a curated record.